Messenger RNA from Vigna radiata var. radiata (mung bean), 1467 nucleotides. RefSeq lists its product as uncharacterized. The transcript has a single exon. NCBI's taxonomy places the organism in Eukaryota, Viridiplantae, Streptophyta, Magnoliopsida, Fabales, Fabaceae. The coding region runs from base 1 to 1467 and encodes 488 amino acids. The record is from RefSeq and is a predicted model, not a curated record.
AUGGAGAAUCAAGAAGAAGUUCAAGAGGAGAUGAAAGUCGAUAUCCAACAACUGAAGGGACAAAUGAGCCAAAUCCUAGAGGCUCUGAAUGCAUUACAAAGCCCUGGAGAUUCGCGGGCACCGCGACCGCAGCAAAGAGCAUCGGAGGCACAAACUUUCCCUCCUUAUGGUCUUCCUCCGAACUACACUCGACCCUCAAGAGAGGACUUGGGACAUGCUGACACCCAAGAGGUCAAAGAUAACGCAGUUGAAGCAGAAGACAAGCUUGGAGCAAACACUGCCAUAAUUCAUGGGGAGACAACCCAGUCAGGUAUUGCGGGUGUGAUAAUGACAAAACAACCCAAGAUGAAGUCUUCACCUCAUGUCGUUACAUCAGCAGAGUUUAAGGACAACGAUAGUGAGCUAGAAAUGCUUGAGAAGAGGUUGAGAGUCAUAGAGGGCAAAGAUGUGUUUGAAUUUGGAGAUGCUAGAAAACUAUGCUUAGUUCCAGAUGUGGUGAUACCUCCAAAGUUCAAGUUGCUAGAGUUUGGGAAAUAUCGGGGAAAUACCUGCCCAAGGAGCCACAUAACCAUGUACUGCAGAAAAAUGGCAGCCUAUGCUCAUGAUGAAAAACUGUUGAUUCACUUCUUCCAAGAAAGCUUAACUGGUGUGGCUCUAAGUUGGUACAUGCGCUUGGAAACAACUCACAUUUGCUCAUUGAAAGAUCUGGUUGAUGCAUUCGUAAGGCAGUACGAAUAUAAUAAGGACCUAAGACCUGACAGAUUACAAUUGCAAAACAUGGUGAAGAACGAGUCUGAAUCGUUCAGAGAAUAUGCCCAAAGGUGGAGAGAAAUUUAUGCUCAAGUAGAACCUCCUCUGAGUGACAAGGAGAUGACUACCAUAUUUCUGAAUACUCUACAACCACCAUUUUAUGAGCACAUGAUAAGCAGUGUCUCCUCGAGUUUUGCUGAUAUAGUGGUAAUUGGAGAGAGGGUUGAGGGUGGCAUAAGAAAUGGAAAAAUUGCACUAGAUCCAACUCUGGUGGCGAAUUUGAAUGAGUAUGGUCUUGGACAGGAGGAAAAUAGAAAACAAAAGGCAAAUUCGCAUUUUACUGCUUAUCCUCAGAUGUCACAUUCCUAUGGUUCCAACCGAAUCAUUAAGCAGAGAAAUCACAAUCGGAAUGAGAAGGUCGUCAAUUUCACUCCUAUCCCCAUGACCUAUACGGAGCUACUGCCAGAUCUUCUCCGUAAUAACCUCAUAGAAGUUUGUCCCACCAGGCCUAUACGACCUCCUUACCCAAAGAAGUAUGACAUGAAUGCCAGGUGUGAUUAUCAUGAAGGAGUGCGCGGACAUUCAACAGAGACAUGCAGGGCUCUAAAGCAUAAAGUGCAAUCUUUGAUCGAUUCAGGAUGUUUAAAGUUUGAAGAAAGUCAAUCCAGCGCUGAGGCAAGGCGCGAGUUCGCCUCUGCAAAUGCCAUGGACAAAUGA